This is a messenger RNA of Pteropus alecto (black flying fox), 1347 nucleotides long. RefSeq names its product indoleamine 2,3-dioxygenase 2 (gene IDO2). The record is from RefSeq and is a predicted model, not a curated record. Gene Ontology annotation, biological process: 'de novo' NAD+ biosynthetic process from L-tryptophan. Gene Ontology annotation, cellular component: cytoplasm. NCBI's taxonomy places the organism in Eukaryota, Metazoa, Chordata, Mammalia, Chiroptera, Pteropodidae. Gene Ontology annotation, molecular function: metal ion binding; indoleamine 2,3-dioxygenase activity; L-tryptophan 2,3-dioxygenase activity.
AUGGAAGAGAAAAUGGAAAAUUUGAAAUUGGAAAUCUGCUUGAAUAAAGCAAAAAAUGUGGAGCCACCAUUGGCAUAUCAGAAGUACAGUGUGAACCAUUACAUAUCCUUUAACUGUCCACAGGUUAAAAUCAAUCAGACUAAAAACCAAAAAGACAGUGGUGAACAUACUUUAUUCAGAAGAAAACUUCCAGAUCAUUAUCAGCCUUAGGUAGAAAUUGCCAACAAACUUCCUCCCUUGAUUGAGAGUCACCAGCUUUGCACUCAAGUGGACAAAAUGUCCCUCCUGAACUGCCAGUUCCUCAAGAGUUACCAAGAACAGCGCCCGCCCCACUUGGUCUUGAGCUUUAUCACCAUGGGCUAUGUCUGGCAGGAAGGAGAGACACAGCCUAAAGAAAUUCUACCAAGAAACCUUGCCUUGUCUUUUGUCGAAAUCUCCAGGAACUUGAAGAUCCCUCCUAUCCUCGUCCACUUGGACCUGGUGCUGACAAACUGGACUACAAAGAAUCUUGAAAGUUUUCUUCAGUGUUAGAACUUGGAUGUCAUUGUUUCAUUUCCUGGAGGAGAAAGCCUAUGUGGUUUUAUACUGGUAACUGUUUUGGUGAAGAAAGCAGCAGUACCUGGGAUUAAGGCACUCGUUCAGGCAGUGAAUACCAUCUCGCAGCUCAGCCAGGACUCCCUGCUCCAAGCCCUGCAGCAACUGAGACUCUCCAUCCAGGACAUCACCAGAACCUUACGACAAAUGCACGAUUAUGUAGAUCCAGACAUAUUUUAGGCAGUCAUCCAGAUCUUCCUCCCUGGUUGGAAAGAUAACCCAGUCAUGCCUGUGAGGUUGGUAUAUGAUGGAGUCUCCACAGAGCCCCUGAAAUACUCUGGAGGAAGUGCAGCUCAGAGCACAGUGCUUCAUACCUUCAAAUUCUUAGGCAUUUGUCAUAGCAAGGAAAGUGCCUUUUUGAAAGGACUCUUCUUUUCUUUAAAAUUGGAGAAAGUUCUAGAGUUUGAAGGCUAUGGAAUUUUGUUGACAAAUUUGGGUCUGACGUUCUUCAUAGAAGAAAUCCAGUCAGCUCCUUCGCUGAGGGAUCAUGUCCAGUCCUCUGGAAAUGGCCAACUUCUGACAGCCUAUAACCAGUGUGUGGAGGCUCUGGCAGAGCUGCACAGCUAUCACAUAACCAUUGUGACCAAAUACCUCAUCAUAGCUGCAGCCAAAGCAAAGGGCAGGAAGCCAAGCCAUCUCCUGUGGCCACCUCAGGCCUUAGAAGGGAGGGGCACAGGUGGAACUGCAGUUCUGAGCUUCCUGAAGAGUGUCAGGAAUAAGACCUUAGAAGUAAUCCUUCCCCAUAGUGAUUAA